Molecule: messenger RNA, 1113 nt
Organism: Phaethon lepturus (White-tailed tropicbird)
Lineage: Eukaryota; Metazoa; Chordata; Aves; Phaethontiformes; Phaethontidae
Gene: WDR88
Product: WD repeat domain 88
Exons: 10
Molecular function (GO): protein binding
Source: RefSeq, a predicted model, not a curated record
AUCCAAUUUAAAAUUCUGAGAGGACACAGGGAUACCGUGAGCUCCUGCCAUUUUUGUUUUGAAGACACAAAAAUACUGUCAUGCUCUUAUGAUAGAACGGUGAAGCUCUGGGAUGUUGAGAAAAGUUUUCCUAUUCAAAUUUUUGAAGAAGAACAUACUGCCCCAAUUUCUGAGUGCAGCUUGACUCCUGAUGACAGAAGAGUGGUGUCAUCGUCAUAUGAUAACACUGUCAAGGCUUGGGAUAUGGAAACAGGAAAAAUGCUUUGGACAGUAAAACAUGACGGCAUUGUAACUUCUUGUAAUAUUUCUUGUGAUGGUAGAUGUGUGGUAUCUGGUUCAGACCAAGAAAAUACCAUUUACGUUUUUGAUGCAAUAAGUGCAACAGUAGUGGCACAUGUCCAAGGUCAUCACAGAAGUACAAUCACGAGAUGUUGUUUUGAUCCUAAUAACCAAAGAGUGGCUUCAGUAUCAUACGAUAAGACCAUAAAGCUAUGGGAUAUGGUAACACGAUCCACCUCAAUUACAAUUAAUGAGGGACACAGCAAUGCUAUCUCAGAUUGCUGCUUUACCUCUGAUGGUCAUUACUUGUGCACAGCAUCCUGGGACAAAAGCUUAAAAAUAUGGGAUGUAAAGACAGGAGAAUUUCAGUGUCAUGAACCUGUUUCUUUGAACCAAGGACAUGAAGGUUCUGUUAGUUCCUGCCUUUUUAGCCAAGAUGCAUCACUUGUUGUGUCUGGUGGAUAUGACAAAACUAUAGCUGUAUGGGAUACAGAUGCAGGCUAUAAAAAGCUAAGCUUAAAGGGUCAUUGGGACUGGGUGACAGAUGUUGCAAUUAGCAAAACCAAGAAAUGGAUUCUUUCAGCCUCAAAGGAUUCUACUUUGAGAUUGUGGAAUAUUGAAAAGAUGGAUCAUAUUCCUUCAGUGAUAGAAAGCAGAAAAGCAAGAGGCUCAAAAAUUGCUCAGAUAGAAGAAUGUGAAAAACCUUUCUUAUGCCUGCAACGUAACGACUCUGAAAUGGUGUCCAAGUGUGUAUUAUGUCGUCUGUCUUCUCCAGUGAGAAAAAUUUUGCCAUUGCCACCUUUUGUUUCUCCUGAUAACUUUAAGUUCAUCUAG